AUGGGCGUAUCAGCCAGUCCCUACGCCACCGAGCUUCACACCGCCGUUCUUUCCGGUCGAAUCCUCGCCGUCCGUAAAUUCAUCGAUCGCGGCGCGCGAGUAACGGCGCGUGACAAGAUCGAUCGCACCCCUCUACACUGGGCGGUCGCCGUGGGCCUCGAAGACAUCGCCAAGAUCCUCCUUAUAAGCACUCCCCCGCGCUCGCUAAAAGCCGGCGAUAAGUACGGCCGAACGGUCCUUCACUACGCCGCAGCGUCGGGUAACGUUACACUUGCUCGCGUGAUGAUCAACCGCGGCGCGUCGGUGAACGCGGAAGAUCAACGGCUGGUAACGCCGCUCCAUCUGGCGGCGGAGCAUGUGAAUCCGGAGAUGGUGCAGCUCCUGAUGGGCCACGGCGCGCUGUGCGGGGCGGCGGACGCGGAAGGGCGGACUCCGCGGGAGUACGCGGAGCGGGUGGGCAGCGCGCACUGCGCGCGUCUGUUGCGUGAGGCGGAGGAAAGGACGGUGGAUCGUUCGGCUGCGAAAGCUACGGCGGCGGUGGCAGCUGAUCAGUCGAAGGAGAAUACAGGGGGCUUAAGGGAGGGUGAGGCAGGUGCAUUGUUAACAUCAUCACACGCGGUCUCAGCAGCUGCUUCAGCAAGUCCUGCCGGUUCCGAUGCUCCCUCGCGGCUUCGGGUUCCGAUGGCGAACCUGGCGAACGUACCUGCAGCAGAUACGGCGGCAAAGGGCAAUCGGAUGGGAGCAGACCCGCUGAAAGCAGCAGCACGGGAAAGUGACAGGAGGUGGGAUUCAGCAGGAGCUGUUUUGGAGGCGUGCGGUGCGGGGAGAGGCCAAUCUCAGCUUGGGAUGAAGGCUGGGGUGUGCUGGGACUGCUCGGAGCGUUUUGAGGUUGGGUAG
Closterium sp. Naga37s-1 is the source of this 897-nucleotide messenger RNA. The record is from the annotation of a GenBank genome assembly. Lineage: Eukaryota; Viridiplantae; Streptophyta; Zygnematophyceae; Desmidiales; Closteriaceae.